Bombyx mori (domestic silkworm) is the source of this 1381-nucleotide messenger RNA. Its product is annotated as coiled-coil domain containing 12-like protein. The coding region runs from base 157 to 645 and encodes 162 amino acids. Gene Ontology annotation, cellular component: post-mRNA release spliceosomal complex; U2-type spliceosomal complex. The record is from RefSeq and is a predicted model, not a curated record. The transcript is spliced from 3 exons. NCBI's taxonomy places the organism in Eukaryota, Metazoa, Arthropoda, Insecta, Lepidoptera, Bombycidae.
AGUGACAACACAAUUGACAUUUGAAAAAUUAAGCAUUUUCACUAUUUUCAGAUUGCUGCAUACAUAUUUGAAUUAUAAUUUUGCUGUGUAAAUCAUAAAUAAUCUAAAGUCUUAUUUUCGGGUGUAUAAAUUAAGUAGGUACUAACACCGCGGAGUAUGGUAAUAAUGGACAGUGCAGAAUCUGUCGGUAGCUUAGAAGAGCAAGCUCUCAAAAGAAAAGAAAGACUGAAGAAUCUAAAAAGAAAACGAACAAACAGUGAUAAUACAUCACAUAAUACUACAAAUGAAACAAUGACACUGCCCAAACCAAAAUUUAGAAGUUACAAGCCUCAAGAUGGAGCGUUACAAGAAUCCAAACUUAGUGAUGCAGAACCAACAGUGAUAGAAGAAGAAGUAAAAGAUUUGUUGGAGGCUGGUAAAGAAAAGGUGGUGCUCCAGGAUCUCGACAUAACAAGUUUAGCACCAAGAAAACCAGACUGGGAUCUCAAACGAGAUGUGGCCAAGAAGCUAGAGAAAUUAGAACGGAAGACACAGAGAGCCAUAGCUGAAUUGAUUUGGGAUAGACUGAAACAUGGAAAUGAAGAUAAUUUAAGUGCUAUGAUUACAAUGACUGCUAACCGACCUACCAUUACAGAUGAUGACUAAAUUUUAUGUGUCCCGCAAUAAUUUUAUAUAAGAAACUUAAAGCAUGCAAAAGUGGAUUUAAAUAUUAAAUGUAGUUGUGACCUAAAAGAUAAGAUGCCCAGUGAAUUAAUACCGAGGGUAUGACUGUGCUAUUGUGCGAAACCUGUAGGUGGAAAGUCAGUUGUGUAAUAAAAAAAACUCAAAACCUAUUAAAUUUGUAUAAGUAUUGUUCAUGAAGCAUAAUUAAGAUCCAUAUGUUUAGGGUCCCAUAAUCUUAACAAUAGGUUUGAAGGGUGGAACAGCCUUACAAUUCUGAUUUUGACCUCCAAUCUCAAGGUGGAUGGCAAAAUUCAUGUUACAGUGAGCUCUGAGCUCCUAAUGCAAUUAGAUAAAUUUUAAAUCUUUUUUUUUUGUAUUUUAGUUAUUGUACUUUGAUUAUGAAAGAGUUAUCUUUAUUUCUCAAGGAGAGCACUGGCUUUCACAUUGUGUUGUUAAGGGUCUAGGUAAACGCUCACUUAUACAUGUGCCAUUAGUCUCUUUGUCUUAGCUAAAAACGAGAACAAAAAUGAACAUGGAUAUGGAUCCAAUAUUAAUUCAAUUUAAUUUGUUAAUUGUAAAUACAGAUUCAUGAUCAGUACUUCAACAGGAUCCAUGAGCCACUCAUGAUGGAUUAUUCCACCAUUCUUGUCUUCACAAAACACCAAGUGAUAUGUAUGUAUGUAUAUCUAAAUCUAUUUUAAUAAAACAGUUAAUUUAA